UGUCAAGAUCUAACGGUGUUAUAAACAUUUGUAGUUUACUACUGCGUUGAAGGAAGGAAAAUACACAGUUAGAGAGAAGGAGACAGAAAGAUGGCUUUUACAAUGAAUGGCGGAAAUGGCGAGUACAGUUAUUCGAAUAACUCCUCUUUCCAGAGAGGAGCGGCCGAUGCUGCCAAGGAACAUAUCAAUGAGGCAAUAGCUGAAAAGCUUGACAUACAGAACUUUUCUUCUUCCAACACCUUUCGAGUCACAGAUUUGGGUUGCUCCGUUGGACCUAACACAAUUUUGGCAAUGCAAAACAUAGUUGAUGCAGUGGAGCUCAAAUAUCAAUCUCAAGGACAUAACACUCCUGAAUUCCAAGUCUUCUUUAACGAUCAUGCUUCAAAUGAUUUUAACACACUCUUUACAUCCCUGCCUCCACACAGGAAAUAUUAUGCAGCAGCCGUGCCUGGUUCUUUUUAUUCUCGCUUAUUUCCUAAUGCCUCUCUUCACUUUGUUUUCUCUUCCUAUGCCCUACAAUGUCUUUCUCAAGUACCAAAAGAGGUGUUGGACAAAAGCUCUCCUGCUUGGAAUAAAGGGAGGAUCCACUACUCAAAUGCUUCAGACAAAGUUGUUCAGUCUUAUGCAGCUCAAUAUGCUAAGGACAUGGAGUGCUUUUUAAAUGCUAGAGCACAAGAGGUUGUAUAUGGAGGAUUUAUAGUAAUAAUCAUCCCAGGCCGUCCCAAUGGACUCCCUCAUUCACAAGCUAUUGCCAAUAUGGUAGGAGAAAUCUUGGGAUCUUGCUUGCUAGACAUGGCUAAGAAGGGUACAAUUAGUGAAGAGAAAGUGGACACCUUCAAUCUACCAACAUAUUUUGCAUCUCCCCAAGAAGUGGAAGCAAUUGUGGAACGAAAUGGAUGUUUCCGUUUAGAAAGAAUGGAAAUUCUUCCUCAAGCAAUACCGAGUGGUAAUUUUUCAAGAGGCAAGGUGACGUCAUCUCAAAUUAGAGCUGGCAUGGAGGGAAUGUUUAAGGAGCAUUUUGGAGAGGAGAUUAUAGAUGAGCUCUUUGAUGCAUUGCACAAGAAACUUGAUGAAUCGUCCAUAUUCGAGUCAGGGAAUGGAUCUACUUUAUUUGCGUUACUCAAUCGCAUAGCAACCGUUUAGAAGAUACAUACAAUUCGGAGCAUUGAUGGAGCUUUACCUUGAAUUUGAAAGUAACUCAAGAGACAUGAACAGAGUAUCUUAUCUCAAUGGUGGUAGCAUCUACUUAGAACUUACACUAGUAUAAAUAACACCAAAAUAAAUAGUGGUAACUAUUAGGCUGCGUUUGAUGCCUUAUGGAUUUAAUUCUGUUCCAUUGUGUUAUACACUUUCUUUCCACAUUAUGGAAUUCUGCAAAAUGAUGUUGCAAUUUGUUUACUAUGGUAACCCCAAUAAUAAAAGACUGUAUGUAAUGCUC
This is a messenger RNA of Quercus lobata, 1438 nucleotides long. Its product is annotated as loganic acid O-methyltransferase-like. The transcript has 3 exons. Lineage: Eukaryota; Viridiplantae; Streptophyta; Magnoliopsida; Fagales; Fagaceae. The record is from RefSeq and is a predicted model, not a curated record. Gene Ontology annotation, molecular function: methyltransferase activity. The coding region runs from base 91 to 1143 and encodes 350 amino acids.